This is a messenger RNA of Microthlaspi erraticum, 498 nucleotides long. Lineage: Eukaryota; Viridiplantae; Streptophyta; Magnoliopsida; Brassicales; Brassicaceae. The record is from the annotation of a GenBank genome assembly.
AUGCUGCACCACAUUCAUUUGCAUCCCUCUGUUUUUACAUCAACUCAACCCUCAAUUGAAUCGAGUUGGUUUACUUUGUUUCUACUCGAUCGAUCUCUUGGAAUCCCUCCUGCUAAUGGGCAGGGGCGAGUUAGGCAAACUCGACCGAUUAGACUUGGAGAUAUCCCAAACCGCCACCAGCAAAAACAAGGGAGUGUCCCUCCUCCUGUCCAGAACCACAACUUUGAGAUCAAGCUAGGAAUGAUCAAUCUAGUCCAGAACAAGAUGUUCCAUGGAUUGUCUUGUGAAGAUCUCAUUGAUCACUUGGAUGAGUUUGAUAGACUGUGUGAUUUGACAAAGUUAAAUGGUUUCUCUGAAGAUGCCAUCAAGCUGAGACUAUUCCCUAUAUAUUUCGCUGAUAAGGCCAACCAAUGGGAGAAGAGCCUGCCCCAUGGUUCAAUCACUACAUGGGAUGAAUGCAAGAAGGCAUUUCUAGCUAAGUUCUUCUCAACUGGGUGA